This is a messenger RNA of Limanda limanda (common dab), 2003 nucleotides long. RefSeq names its product ADP-ribosylation factor-like 6 interacting protein 4 (gene arl6ip4). The record is from RefSeq and is a predicted model, not a curated record. The transcript has 5 exons. NCBI's taxonomy places the organism in Eukaryota, Metazoa, Chordata, Actinopteri, Pleuronectiformes, Pleuronectidae. The coding region runs from base 100 to 852 and encodes 250 amino acids.
CACGCUGGAGAAGCUUGAAUGGCCGCUGCUCGGCUGCUAUUUGCAUGAUCUUCUCCGGACUUUCCAGCGGUGAUUUGUCUUCGUGGAGUUUCUCCAACAAUGGGUCGCAGCAGGUCACAUGACAGAGCAGACAGAGACAAAAAGAAGAAGAAGAAACGGACACGGUCCUCCUCCUCUUCCUCGUCGUCUCCGUCCUCUUCCUCAUCCAGCAGCAGGAGCCGGGGCAGGUCGUCAAAGAAAGAGACACACAAGAGCAAAGAUGUGAAAACGGAAAGAAAGAAGAGAAGAAGAACCUCCUCCUCCUCUUCGUCCUCCUCAUCCUCCUCAUCUUCGUCCUCGUCGAGUGAUGAGAAGACAAAGAGGAAGAAAAGUAAAUCCAAGAAAAAGAAGCUGAAGAAGAAAAAGGCGAAGCUGAAGAAAAAGGAGAAGAAGGACAAGAAGGACAAGAAGGAGAAGCUGAAGAAGCUGAAGAAAGAGGAGAAGGAGAAGGAAAAAGAAAAAGAGAUGAAGAAGACGGAGGCACCUUUGUCCAUCAUUCCGGAGGAGAAACCUCCGGCUUACCUGGAGGUGUGGCAGAGUGAUGAUGGGACGGUGGAGCCUGGACCUGUCAUGACCGAUGAGCAGAAGGCCCGGAUCUCCACCAAGAGACCCAUCACCAAGGAGGAGUAUGAGGCCAGGCAGAGUGUGAUCCGCAAGGUUGUGGACCCUGAAACAGGACGGACCAGAUUGGUGAGAGGAGAGGGAGAGAUCAUAGAGGAGAUGGUCAGCCGAGAAAAACACAAAGACAUCAACAAGCAAGCCACCAAGGCAGACGGGAACACCUUCCAGAGGAAACUGGGGACCAACCGGUAGAAGACACAGUGGAGUCCUUCACUAACAAGAGGUUUCCCGGACAGGUCGACGGAGGAUGAACACUUUUUUAGAUUAUUAUAGAAUUUUUUAUAUUUAGUAUGUGUUUUAUAACAAACAUUAGCCUGGGAUUGAACUGUUCACAGCGGUGAAUGUUAAAAUAAUGUCAAACACGUGCUCUUGACGUUCACUGAGUUUAAAUCCAAGUAAAAGUCUUCAUCGACUACUGAUUUGUCUUUUUAAAUGUAAGCUGAUCACAAAAGGGAUUUAAAGAAAAACAGACGAAUAAGAUUAUGUUGAAUUUAAAUCUGGUUGCGUAUAUACGGAGCAAGAAGUCAACAGGACGUGGACAGUCCUAGAGCCUGACCCACGUUCCCCCGACAUGCCUUGAUAUGUAAACUUUGAAUAAAUAAUGCAGGACAGAUUUUGUGUUUACAUCUACUGUAAAAAAAAGAAAAUUUUUUCUUUAUUCAAGCUCCAUACAUUUAAUUGUAGUUUUGUUUUCUUCAUUAAUAGCUAUUGAUAAUAAGGUUUGAUUAAACUGUAAAAUAUCAAGCCUCAUUUACAUUCAUCUUAGGAAUCAUUGCCAUUUAAAGAAAAUGUAUAUACUAUAUCUGCUGACAUAUCAGACAUUUUUUACUGCUGAAUAGCAGAAGCGGGCUCCAAAAAUCUAUAUUGGUCGGACUCUGGUUAACACUGUUACCUCACAGCGAGAAGGGUCUUGGUGCAAUUCCUGGAGUCGUUUUGUCUGGUUUUCUCCCACAGUCUGUAGACAUGCAGUAUGGGGUUAGGUUUACUGUCAGUGAUGGUGAACUGUUGUUUGUCUCUGUCAAUGUGAUCGAUGGCGAAAUGUCCACUGUGUCCUCUGCCUCUUGUCCUGUCUGCUGGGAUCGGCCCCAGCGUUUAAAUGAUUUCUGUAUCCUAUCCUAUUUCAAAUCAGCUAUACAUAAUUUUCUUCCUGAUGUCAGACACAGUGAGAUGAUUCUUUAAAUGUUCUGUAUCCUUCACAACAGUUUUGUCUUUCUGUAUUUCAGCUACACAUCUUAAACCCACUCGGAGUCUUCGCACCUUUUAUAUCUCACAUUGUGUGUCUCUGAAUAAAUCUCUAUUUGUGAGCUGAACCCAGAAAAAUAAAGUUUGAUUAGUGAAAUGAA